Toxotes jaculatrix (banded archerfish) is the source of this 2299-nucleotide messenger RNA. RefSeq names its product leucine rich repeat and Ig domain containing 1a (gene lingo1a). Gene Ontology annotation, cellular component: extracellular matrix. Lineage: Eukaryota; Metazoa; Chordata; Actinopteri; Toxotidae. Gene Ontology annotation, molecular function: protein binding. The transcript has 2 exons. The coding region runs from base 74 to 1921 and encodes 615 amino acids. The record is from RefSeq and is a predicted model, not a curated record.
GGGAGUUGCCGUCGGAGGGGAAAUGCGAAAGGAUGCUUGGAAGCAGUGAAGGCUACAGCAGGUAACCGAUAAGAUGGUGGCCGGGGAAGCGACUGGGCACAGCUACCUGGUGGCUUGCUGGCAGCCCAUUCUGAUCCUGAUGCUGGGCACUGUGCUGUCUGGUUCCACCACAGGCUGUCCAUCCCGCUGUGAGUGCAAUGUUCAAGAGCGCUCUGUAAUGUGCCACCGCAAGAAGCUCAUGACAGUUCCCGAGGGCAUUCCUGCGGAAACAAGACUGCUGGACCUCAGCAAGAACCGAAUUAGAACCAUCAACCCAGACGAGUUUGCCAGCUUCCCCAACCUCGAACACCUGGAGCUCAGUGAAAACACGAUCUCCACCAUUGAACCUGGAGCGUUCAACAACCUUUACGGCUUGCGGACAUUGGGGCUGCGUAGCAACAAGCUUAAGCUGAUUCAGCUCGGUGUCUUUACAGGCCUAAGCAAUCUCACGCAGCUGGACAUAAGUGAGAACAAGAUUGUCAUCCUGCUGGACUACAUGUUCCAGGAUUUGUACAGCCUCCGGUCUUUAGAGGUGGGUGAUAACGACCUGGUUUUCAUCUCCCAUCGGGCUUUUCAUGGCCUAAGUAGCCUUGAGCACCUGAGUCUUGAGAAGUGCAACUUGUCCUCUGUACCAACAGAGGCUUUUACCCACCUCCACAGUUUGAUCACUCUCAGGCUGCGCCACCUCAAUAUCAAUGUGGUACGGGAUUAUUCCUUUAAACGGCUCUAUCGGCUGAAAGUGUUGGAAAUAGCCAAUUGGCCAUAUUUGGAUACGAUGACCCCAAAUUGCUUGUAUGGAUUAAAUCUCACCUCCCUGACCAUUGCAAAUGCCAACCUGACCACAAUUCCUUAUGUAGCCCUGCGGCACUUGGUUUAUUUGCGCUUUCUUAAUCUUUCAUACAACCCUAUCCAUACCAUUGAGGGGAAUAAGCUCCAUGAUCUUCUGCGUCUGCAGGAAUUUCAUCUGGUGGGAGGCAGACUGGCAAUGAUAGAGCCCUACUCUUUCCGUGGUCUAAACUACCUGAAGAUUCUAAAUGUGUCUGGGAACUCUCUUAGCACUUUAGAGGAGUCUGCUUUCCAUUCUGUUGGCAACCUGGAAACCCUUGCCUUGUAUGAUAAUCCCCUGGCCUGUGACUGCCGACUGUUAUGGGUUUUCAGACGACGCUGGCGACUGAACUUCAACAGGCAGCAGCCCACCUGUGCCUCUCCCGAGUUUGUCCAAGGCAAAGAAUUCAAAGAUUUCCCGGACGUUCUGCAGCCUAACUACUUCACGUGUCGCAAGUCUAGGAUUAGAGAUCGCAAACCCCAGCAGAAGUUUGUUGAUGAGGGAGCCAUUGUUCAUUUUGCUUGCCAAGCAGAUGGUGAUCCUGCUCCAGUGAUAAUGUGGCUAUCCCCGCAGAAAAAGUUCAUCACCACCAAGACAAUUGGAAGGCUCUCUGUGUUGCCAGACGGUACCCUUGAGGUGCGUUAUGCCCAGAUACAAGACAAUGGCACAUAUGUGUGUAUAGCUAGCAACGCAGGCGGAAAUGACACCUCUCUUGCUCACCUGCACAUUCAUAGCUACUCGCCUGACUGGCCACACCAGCCCAACAAGACUUUUGCCUUCAUCUCCAACCAACCCACAGAAACUGGUGCUAACAGCACAAAAGCCAAUGUCCCGUUCCCAUUUGACAUAAAGACGUUGAUCAUUGCGACCACGAUGGGCUUCAUCUCUUUUCUCGGCGUCGUCUUGUUUUGCCUGGUACUGCUCUUCCUUUGGAGCAGAGGUAAAGGGAACACUAAGCACAACAUUGAGAUCGAGUAUGUGCCACGCAAAUCGGACGCUGGCAUGAGCAGCAGCACAGUGGAUGCUCCUCGCAAGUUUAACAUGAAAAUGAUUUAACAGAGCUGUGGAAUUUAUUCAUUUUGAACUUAAAAAUAAGACAAAUGGAAAAGAAGACAUUUUCUUUCCUCUCUUACAAACCUGUGGAUCCUGGUCUGUUAACAUAGAGUAAUAUGUUUUUUCCUGACUGAAGGACUAGAGAGGAGGGGAGUGUCUUUCACAAGUGAGAGGGAAUGAAAGCUCAUCCAGUGCUACCGGGCAUUGGUGGUUUCUACAUGGCCUGUGGGGGCAUUAAUUGAAAGUCAGAUUUGUCAUAAGCAGUUCAUAUUCCUGUGGAUUUAUACUGGGAAAAAUAUAUCAGAAAAGAAAAACACUUCAAACAGCCAGAAGGCGAGGGGCAGAUCAUAUUUUGGCCAUUGCUGUUUUUUGUCUGUUGUU